Pelodiscus sinensis (Chinese soft-shelled turtle) is the source of this 4545-nucleotide messenger RNA. The record is from RefSeq and is a predicted model, not a curated record. Lineage: Eukaryota; Metazoa; Chordata; Testudines; Trionychidae.
UCCGCCGGGUCAUGCGGCGGCCGGAGGCCGGGUUUGCUCCGCGCCCUGGGCGCGAGUAGAAGCGGCGCGUGUGUGCUGACCGGUGGCUUGUGGAUUUCUCCCCGCGUGGCGCUUUACCUGCGCGCGGGGCUUUGUGUAGCCCAGCUGAGCGGAGCCGUGCGCCUCCCUGCCCCGCAGCCGGACUAAGGCGGCCACCCCCCUGGAACACUUUAACCUCGCGAGCCGCCUGCUCCCUCACACCUCCCCUUUUCUCCUCCUCCCCCCUCCGUUCAGGGGCUGGUGCUGGCUCCUUCCUGGAAUGGAUCUGCCGCAUGGGUCUGCCUUAGCUGCCGCUGCCCUGUCCCACUACCAGAGAUUGUGAUCAACCGGGAGACCCCAGGAUCAACAAGCUGAUGGCACUCAACUAGUUGGUGGCCACUGGUGUAUGGGUACUUGAAUUCAAAGGGGGCAACUGUCAAGAAAGUUAAAUUUUUCUGCACAAUGUCGAUAAACUCAUUAUUUGCGAAUAAAAAGAGAAAUAGCUCCAUAUUAUAUGGUGUGGACCAGGCACAGAGUAUGGCUUCAUCUUCUGUUUAUCGAGAAUCCACUAGUCGAGGAUGUAUUGGGAACCACGGAGAUGGCUUUCCACCAAACAAGCGUUACAAAGGUUUUGAGUCCAAGUCCAAACAAACAGAACAUUAUUUUGGAGACAAUGAUGACUUUACAGCUGAUGACUUGGAAGAAAUAGACAUAAUUGCCUCACAGGCUUUAUCACAAGAUCUAGAUUCAAAUAGCAUCCAGAAACCCGAGCAGAAUUCCAGACCGUUGUUAUCUCCGAGUAACGCUAAUCAAAAGUCUGUGAAUAUUGAACUAUGGAGUGUUCCCUCUAGUGCUGAAAAAAGAAGGAAAGACCAGUUCGGAAAUGGCACUGAAGAUAUUAGAGUUAAAGACACAUUUGGAUUUGAAGUACUGCAAGUACAACACGAAGAAGUUAAGCAAAAGCUGAAAGAAAUACAGGAUGAAAUCCUUGUAAAAAAUGGAGAAAUUAAAAUUUUGCGGGAUUCAAUGCUGCAGAUGGAGUGCACUAUGGAAGAACAGAGAAAAUCAUACAUUCUGCUGGAAAAGGAAAAAGAGCAGAUACUAAGUGAAAAAGAAAAGGAGUUCUCCAAAAAGUUACAGUCAUUGCAGUCAGAGUUGCAGUUUAAAGAUGCUGAAAUGAAUGAAUUGAGAGCAAAACUUGAGAACUGUGAAAGAACUAAGCCUGUUACUCCAUCAAUUACAAAUGCCAGCCCUAAGAAGCAUCUCUCGGGAACUGCAAAAUUGAAAGGAUGUUCUUCCAGUCUAAGAAGAGACAUGUGUGUUAAAGUGUGUUCUGCGGCAAACCUGCCUGCUGAGACCUCUUUCAACAAGGAGGGCCGUAAGGCCCCCUGUCUUGAAACUGAACUUGUGAAGCAAGAUGUGAUGAAGAGCAAUGUGUUUCACAGUGGUGUUCUAAGACAAAACACUCAAGGUUCUAUCUUACUAAAUGCACUGAUGAAACAGCCUGUUGUUCGUGGCUCAUUAUUAGGACUCUGUCAUCUUCUUAGUAGUAAUUCUGAAGUACUACCUGGGUCGGUCUUGCAGCCUAGCUUUUUCAACACAGGAUCUACAGGAAUAUCUAGCCUCAGGACAUCUUAUUCUCAGGAUGGAGCUUCUUCUCUUGCUGCUUUAAGAGAGGUUCAAAAACUUGCAAUAACAGGAUUGAAUUUGAUUGCUCUGGAUGAAGGCUCAUCUGAGGGAGACCUGGCAGAAAGUGAGCAAGGAUUAUUCCUUCUUAAACGCUUUAAGAUCCCAGGCGCAGUGCAUCUUCUGCCACUAGUGGAAUAUCAUAUCAGUGCAUACUGUCAAGCUCUACAGUUGUGGGCAAAGUCAAGAAAUAGUCCUUCUGAAGACCAAUCAGUUAGUUCCUCUAGAACUAAUUCAAGUAUAAUAUCCGCUACAGAGGAUUUUAGAUCUACUCUGGAAGAGACUACAAUUACAUCUCUAGGUGUUCUUUAUUACUUGGUAUAUUACAGCUGGGAUGUUGUUUAUACAUUACUAUCUUCAGAAAUGAAAAGAGUGUCUAAGAUGGAAAAGAAUACGAUGUGCAAUAAUCAGUCUGACGAUAAAAAAGAAAAUUCAAGACCACAAGACUUAACUGUAGAAACUCAAGAUGCUGCUAAUAAUGACCAAUCCCAGCCUUCUUUGUUCAAAAAGUUGAUUCAGCUAUUAGCUUUGUCUUCAUCAGCAACAGGUUCCCAGAAAGUCAGUAUCAUGAAUCAAAGCCUGAAGGUUUUGGUGAAACUAGCUGAGAAUUCAACAGCUGAGUUACUAAUAAGCUUUUGGCACUUGCUAAGUAGCCAUACUCUGCUUCACGUUGUGUGUCCUGAGAUACCUUUGUCUGCUGUCCAUCUGACCGUGCGACUCUUGGCCAUGCUUAUUCAUCACCAGAAACUAGCUGCUCAAUUUUGUUGUCACUCAGACACCUGGUAGCUUCUUGCACUGUACAUGUAUAUCACUUCAAGACCAGAUAAGUCUGCACCUGAAAUGCUUUGGUUUCAGCUGGAACAAGAGACUGUUAGAUUCCUGACUAAGUGUGUGCGCUGCUCCAGUCCAUCUUUGUUACUCCUUGGUACAGAUUGCCAGUGCAGCCUUGAGAUAGUCAAGGCACUUAUUAUAAUGUUGCAUAGGCAAUGGGUGAAGAUUAGAAGGUCUGAGAGCAACUUAAGUGCGUAUAAAGAUCGAAUUGUUCAGUUUUUACGGGACACUGUUUUGCUCUUGCAUAGUCUGUCUCAGAAAGAUAAAAUGUUUCAUGAGCAUUGCCUGGAAGUUCUCCAUCAAUAUGAUGAAGCCAUGUCUGGUGUCAGAGCCAUCCUCAAAAAAACUCCAAAUCUGAAGGCCUCUGAAGAGCUGGCUUUGGAUGAGUUGUAUCCUCCUGAGCCAGAAGUAGAUGAUCAAGAAAUGGACAGCAGCUAGUAAUUCAUCACCAAGCCACCCCAUCUGAAUUCUUUUUACUUGGCAACAGAGCUAUUAUGUGUGUCAGUUAACCUGAACAUAUCCUGUGUAUGCUAAACAUUUCAAUUAAUGAUGUGUGAUUAUUGUCACUUAAAUGUAGCAUGGUUCACAUAUAAAAGUUUGAGGGUUUUUACCUCAAUUGCUAGAUAAAUUCAGAUUUUGAUAUCAAAUAUUUUUGAUACUAUAUAAUUAAACUUAAAGGUUUUAUUUGAUAAUUUUACAAUGUAAAAAUACUUGAAAUAAGUGACAUGGAACUAACCUUGGCACCAACUUGCUGUGAAUGAAGUUAAAACUUCAAACUCAAACACUUUCCAGUUACUAUGAUUAAGUCUUUACUGUCUUGAAUGUGCUGAGUCCCAAGAUCUUAGUAACUUGAUAACAAUCAAGAUUUUUUUUAAAGCGUGUAUUGUCUCAAUUCUGUGUUUGUCUACAUUACUGCAUGUUGGGAUUGGCCCACUUUAAGAUUUCGCUCGUUCUAAUACUGAGCAUUCUGAUUUUUAAAAUGUAUGUAUUGCAUUUACAUAGUUGGCAACUUUUGUCUUCAAAAAAGUAUUAAAACCUACUGUGCCCCUGCAACUAUGACCAAAGACACUUGUGUUUCUGAAUUUCAUAACUGGCAAUGUGUAGGAACACUGGCAUGGCAUGGUGGGAAAAGGGACUCUCAAACCUUUUUUAAAAAAGCAGUGUACCAUCUUGUGCAGGAGUGUAAAGAUAAGGCAGUAGAUUGGGAAAUGUCUUUCUUUCCUACGUCACUGAAGAAUGACUUCUCCAGUGGAUUCAUGGUAUGUGCGCUUCUCUUGCAACAUCUGAUACUACCUGCAGCUGUGCAUGUGUGUGGGGGGGAGGGGGACGGGCUUUCAACCGUAACUGCAUGAAGUGGCUAUAAUCAAUACAAAUCUACUGUACCUUCACAGAGAGGAAAAAGGGUUGUGUGGUUUUUGUUUUUUGUUUUUUUAAAGAGCAUCAUGGGUGACAUACUUGCUUUACAGAUGAGAGUUCUGAUACGGCUUAUUUUCUAGCUGUAGCAAAAAUGUACAGAAUAUAUUUGUCUAAUUUAACCUGUAUAGAUUUAAGGUGGUUUGAGUCAUGUAAACUAGGUUAAAAAUUUUGCAGUUUUUAAAUAAGAUUCUGCAGAGACUUCUGGAACUUGAAAAAUGAAAUAAAUGCAUCUUUCCCCCUGAAGAACUGAUGAAACUGCUGGUCUUUUAAAAGUGCACAGAAGAGAAAAGGUCUCAAAGCUGUAUCAGUGCAAGUAUGUAUUUUAACAAAAGGUCGGACAGCUCUGAUGGUCUAAUGUAAUAACUUGGUAAUGCUGCAUCUCAAUUCCAAAAUCUAGGGAAUUAAACGUGGUACGGUGGUCAUAAUGCUGUUGAUUUAGGAGCAAAAGUGGGGAAAAGAGGAAAGAACUGAGGCAGUGAUGCUGUGGGGAUCAGAGCUGGGUUUAUGCGGGCGAGGCAGUGGACUUACCAUUGAAAUGUGCAGAAACUCCUGAAGCGAGGGGUGGGAAUGGGGUGUAGAAGCAGGUGUAUGGAG